Molecule: messenger RNA, 2825 nt
Organism: Selaginella moellendorffii
Lineage: Eukaryota; Viridiplantae; Streptophyta; Lycopodiopsida; Selaginellales; Selaginellaceae
Exons: 2
Coding region: 684-2021 (445 amino acids)
Source: RefSeq, a predicted model, not a curated record
ACCCUACUGGAAUACAGGCCAGGCUUGGCUGUGUGUGUAGUGUACUGGGCUGGAAGAUCCUCUCUCUCUUCUCUCUUCUUUCAAUCCCUCUCUCUCCUAUUAGAGAGAUCGAUCCAUCCAGAGCGAGCGAGGAGCCCUAGGCCGGCGCGCACGAAUCCCUGCCGGAAAUCUUGCUCUCCAUCCUCGAUAUUCUACCGCGCUCCAGUGGAUUCUCAGGGGAUUUCUUUUGUUCGCGGCUGGAUCGGUGGUCGUCGACGCGCAUUUCGAGUGAAGAUCGCGCAGCGGCGCUCCAGGUUUCCUCCCCCCCCCUCCUCUCCUCUUUUCUCGUGCGUUUCGUCGAUUCGCGAUUCCUGGGGUUCUUGCUGGAUAGCAGAGUGAAAAGAAAAGAAUUCGGGGAUCUUUGCGAGGGAUUUUGCUUUUGGAAGGUUCUCCCCUUUCGAUUCUCUUGCCGAUUUUUCUAUCUCCCCCUCUUCCUCUCUCUCUCCCUCGCUUACGUUACGAGCAAAGCACAGCAUUUAUCCAGGCAAGCAAGCAUUCCUUUACAGUGCCUUCCAAGGCUGGAAGAGAGGCGGGCCGCGAUCACACUAUCCAUCCAGCCACAGGGGCAAAGAUCAUGGCACUCAAUGACUACAUAGCAGCGAUCUUCUGAGCAUGGGCAAAAGGAUCACUCGCCAGCAAUCGACAUGGAUCCUCGCGCAUUCGUCAAGCUCUCAGUGAGUGCUCUGGGCGUCCGGGUGCCGCUCGCCUCCAAGCCCGCUAGAACAGGAGUCCACUCCUCGACAUCGCCAUUCUUCUGCGAGGUCCGUCUUCCAGGCUACCCAGUCCAGACCACGCCAGUGCCGCUCGUCUCGCCCACAUCGCCACCCCCGGAUCGUGGCAUCGCCGCCAACUUCUACCUCGACGAGUCGGCCCUCGACAAGCUCCUCUCGCCAACUUCGUGCUUCAAGAGCUCGUUUCCAUGCCUGGAAGUUCUGGUCUACACUGGACGGCAGGGAACUCGGUGUGGAGUGAAAGAAGGGAAGCUCAUGGGGACAUUCUCGCUGCCGGUGAGCUCGCAGUGGAUGGAAGGAAAGCCCAUCCAGCUCCACAGCGGCUGGACGGGCAUUGGCAAGGGGAAUUCCACCGAUGGCAAGCCAGGAGCCGAGCUCCAUCUCGUCAUCAAAGUGGAGGCGGAUCCUCGCUACAUUUUCCAGUUUGAUGGGGAGACGGUGGCCAGCCCCCAGAUCGUGCAGAUUCAAGGCAAGAUCACGCAACCGCUCUUCAGCUGCAAAUUCAGCAGGGAUAGACUGAGCCGAUCAAGGCUGGGACUGUGUGAGACUCCUCGUAGCGGUGCGGGGAAGUGGUCGGGUCCAUUGGGAGGCCAUGAUCACAAGGAGAGGAAGGAACGCAAAGGGUGGCUGAUCAUGAUCCAUGAUCUAUCCGGCUCCCCCGUGGCUGCUGCGUCAAUGGUGACACCUUUCGUGCCGUCGGCGGGGAGUGACCGCGUCAGCCGCUCCAAUCCCGGGGCCUGGCUCAUCCUCCGCCCGGAUUCCACAAGUGGAGACAGCUGGGAGCCGUGGGGGAGGCUCGAGGCGUGGAAAGAAAGAGGCAGCAAAGGUGGCCUCGGGCUUCGUUUCCAGCUAGUUGCGGAGAAUGGUGGCGGCGGCACGGCAAACGUUGGGGGCGCUUUGGUCUCGGAGACGGUCAUCAGCUCACACUCCGGGGGUGAGUUCUCGAUCGACACGGCGAGGUUUCGUCCGGCAACGCCGUCGCCGGCGAGAACUCCCGUGCAGAGCCCCCGCAGCAGUGGAGACUGCAACUUCAUCAACGUCGGGCUGCCGGCGUCGGGGGGAUUCGUGAUGAGCUGCACGACGCGGGGUGAGCGGCAGAGCUCCUCCGGCAGGCCGCUGGUUCAGCUGGCGAUGCGGCACAUCACCUGCGCCGAGGACGCAGCGGUGUUCAUGGCUCUGGCAGCCGCGGUGGACUUGAGCAUCGACGCCUGCCAGCCUUUCUCGCGAAAGCUGAGGAAGGAGCUGUCGUGAAAGGAGGAAAAGAUGGGAAGAACAGUGGGGAUCUAUCUCCAGGUGGUGGUGAGAUUGCGCUGGCGUCUGGCAAUCAGGCCUUCGGUACAUAAAUUUUUUGGACACGAUCGGCUGUAGCUAGCGAGAAAGGUGUGGUGGUGGUGGUGGUAAGCGGCAGUGGAUGGGGAUAUAUAUCUCUACAUCGUCAGGGAUCAGGAUCGUGCUACAGCGGGGUCUUCUUUUUUCCGGGGGCUUUGUUAAUGCUCGCCAGUGCUCAACAGCAGGGACACACCGGCACAAAGUUAUCAUCCAUCGCAGCAGCAGCAGCAGCAGCAAAGGCGAAGAAUUUUGCGUGAAAAGGGAGGUGGUGCUUUCGCUCCACUGGAGAGGAAAGCAUUGCUGCUAUGAUCCUUCACAGGCGGCGGGGCGCAAAGCAAGGAACAGGGGAAAGGCAAGAAAAAAAAUCCAGGAACAACUCGAUUCUGGAAUCGUGAUUGCGAGAAAAAGAAUGGUUUCCCCUGGAUUGGACAGGACUGGAUCAGGGAAAAAAUCAAGCCAGGCAGCCAGCACCAGAUAGAACGAGUGCGAAGAAACCAAAAAAAAAAAGAGAGAAAGAAUUGAGUGGAAGCGAAUCGAUCAAUCUCGAGACAAUGGAACGAGAUGAAUGAUAGGUGAAUGAUAUUGUUUUGUAAGUACAAAGCGUGAGAGAGAUCCAAACAAAAAAACGCAUGGACGGAUGGAUGGAUUGUUUCUCGCGCCAGGGAGUUCGUUGGUUUCCAAGCGUGUAUAGUUCUCUUUUUUAAAAAUGGAGGAAUAUUCUACCAA